Molecule: messenger RNA, 717 nt
Organism: Geodia barretti
Lineage: Eukaryota; Metazoa; Porifera; Demospongiae; Tetractinellida; Geodiidae
Source: the annotation of a GenBank genome assembly
AUGCCCUUGCGGGAGCAUUUCCGCGAGUUGCGCUCGCGUGCGUUGGUAUGCCUGCUGGCGUUGCUGGUCGGGACUGCGGUCUGCUUUUACUUCUACGAGGAAAUCUACGAGGUCCUGCUGCGACCGGCUUAUCACGCCGCCGACGUCGAGGAUUUCAAGCCGGUACGCACUGAGGUCACCGAAUUCCUCAGCAUAACCGUGCGGAUCACCCUCCUGGGCGGAUUCGUGCUGGCUUUGCCGGUGAUCCUGUACAACGCCAUCCGCUUCGUCGCUCCCGGUCUCACACCCAGGGAGCGCAAAAUCCUGUUCGCUUUCCUGCCGGCGGCCCUGCUGGCCUUCGUGGGAGGCAUGGCCUUCGGCUACUUUGUCAUGAUCCCGCCGGCGCUGAGCUUCCUCAUCGGUUUCGGCAGCGAAGUUGCCGACCCGUUCAUUCGGAUCAGUAACCUCGUUAACAUAAUGGUCCGACUUCUAUUCUGGCUCGGAUUGUCCUUCGAAACUCCCCUGGUGAUGUACGUGCUGGCCCUGUUAGGUGUGGUGAACGCCCGUAGCUUCGCCCGAUUCCGAAGGUUUUGGUUGGUUGCAGCGUUCGUGAUCGCGGCCGCGAUCACGCCAACUAUCGAUCCGCUAAACCAGGCCAUCGUCGCCGGCCCGCUGAUCGUGUUGUACGAACUCGGAGUUCUCCUGGCCCGCUUGGCCGGUCGGCGGAACCGGACUUGA